This is a messenger RNA of Danaus plexippus (monarch butterfly), 6906 nucleotides long. It is a transcript of the gene Meltrin, whose product is annotated as disintegrin and metalloproteinase domain-containing protein 19. The record is from RefSeq and is a predicted model, not a curated record. The transcript is spliced from 17 exons. The coding region runs from base 317 to 4981 and encodes 1554 amino acids. Gene Ontology annotation, biological process: membrane protein ectodomain proteolysis. NCBI's taxonomy places the organism in Eukaryota, Metazoa, Arthropoda, Insecta, Lepidoptera, Nymphalidae. Gene Ontology annotation, molecular function: metalloendopeptidase activity.
UAGUGUUGAACGUUUCUUUAUUGUCUUUUCCUCAGAAACUUUUUAUAUCUUCUCUAUGACAUUGACAAGUGACAGUUCUCAAUUCAAAAUCGUGACAACUUCAUACAUCUACUGUUACAAACUUCUGUCGUCAGUUGACAGUUUUGUAGUGUUAUGAGUUCGGGCUGGUGCUAGUCCUUAGUCGUAUUUCGUUUACUUUUACACAGAGUGACCUGGUCGGCGUCAUGUUGUUUAUUUAGUGCCUUUAUAAGUUAAAGUAGUAAUACAAGCAUGUAAAGUUCAUCUAUUUGAUGAUAAAUUUAGUUUUUCGUGCAAUAUGUUCCGAAGAACUUCAAGUGUGAAAAUGUUUGAUUGUGGUUGCAUUAAAGUGUGCUGGCUCGUGUUUUGCUCAAUAUUAAUAGCCCUGACAAAGGAUAGCGCCGAUGCCCAUGGAAUAAGAUCCCCCGCGCCAGAGUUUAGCCGGCACAGACUCGUACGACCGAUCAUCCAGCAUGCGAGGACUAAGAGGGAGAUAACAUCGACCAGACACACGGAAGGCAUCCAUCAUCCAGAGCUGGUUAUGAAGAUGAACUUUGAUGGUCGCGAGCACGUCCUUGACUUGAGACUGAACGAGGAUCUCAUUACCAAGGAUCAUGUGAUAGCAUACCAGAAGGAUGGGGAGACGGUGAUACACCGACCUACAUUGAAGGAGCUCGACAUAUGCCAGUACUCUGGCAAGGUGAGGGACAAGAAAGACUCGUGGGUCGCCGUGUCCACAUGCGACGGAGUGAGGGGGAUCAUUCACGAUGGACAGACAAUGAGAUAUAUAGAACCAGCCGAUAGAAACGAAAUCGACUCUCAGCACUAUCUUUACGAGCACUCGGAUCUGAACACCGACUUCCACUGCGGGUACAGCGGAGGCAUCACUACCAAUGACACGUACGACCCCGAGCUCAUGAAGCGACACAUGCAUAGCAGGAACAUGGAGAAGAGCAGAAUAAGUCGGUACAAACGUGAUGCGUACGAGGACACAGAGGUGAGGGGUCCGUUCAAGGUCAACAAACUGUCCCGCUUCGUGGAGUUGGUGCUCGUGGCCGACAACAGAGAGUUCAGAGCCAACGGGGAGAGCAAGGAAACGGUGCACAGACAGCUCAAGGACGUCGCUAAUAUUAUUAAUUCUGUGUACACCCCGCUUAAUAUCUUCAUAGCGCUAGUGGGUGUUGUCGUGUGGAACGAAAGAGACGAAAUACGGUUAGAGGAGGACGGAGAUAAAACUCUCACUGAGUUCCUACAUUACAGGAAAAGGCUGCUCCCUGUCAUGCCCAACGACAACGCACACCUGUUAACCCGUCAGAAAUUUAAAGAUGGCGUCGUGGGGAAGGCUCUAAAAGGGCCGAUAUGUACGUACAAUUUCUCUGGUGGUGUCGCCACAAACCAUUCGGAGGUGAUCGGUCUGGUGGCGACCACUAUAGCCCACGAGAUGGGCCACAACUUUGGCAUGGAACACGACACUGAGGCCGACUGCGAGUGUCCCGAUGAGAAGUGCAUCAUGAGCCCCUCCAGUACGUCGGUCACCCCUACCAAAUGGUCGUCCUGCAGCUUGAGAUCACUCGCGCUGGCGUUCGAGAGAGGCAUGGAUUACUGUCUGCGUAAUAAACCAAAGCGUCUAUUCGAGCCUUCCACUUGCGGCAACGGAUUCAUUGAACCCGGCGAGCAGUGUGAUUGUGGCCUGGCGGGCGAUCCAGCCUGCACUGCUUGCUGUGACCCGCGGGCGUGCGUGUUACGCUCUAACGCGACCUGCGCGGCGGGAGAGUGCUGUGAUACAACGACUUGUCGUCCGAAGCCGGCGGGGACGGUGUGCAGGGCGGCCGACAAGGAGUGUGAUCUGGCGGAGUACUGCAGCGGACACUCGGAGUACUGUCCGCGGGAUGUGUACAAGAUGGACGCCACCCCUUGUGGGGGAGGGAAAGCGUACUGUGCGGGCGGGUCUUGUCGGACCCACACGGAUCAAUGCCGACUUCUCUGGGGUUUCUCCGGAGAGAACUCGGACGUUCAAUGUUACACCAACUCUAAUACUAAAGGGGAUAGGAAGGGUAACUGCGGCUACCAUCGCGAAGACCCGCCCGUCUACUACAAAUGUUCUAAAGAAGAUUCUCUCUGCGGUCUGCUGCAGUGUCGCCAUCUCAAUGAAAGACUCGAAUUCGGCAUGGAGUCCGUGUCUACACUGUCAGCUGUCUUCAUUAAUAAUAACGGCACGAUAAUUCCCUGCCGCACGGCCAUGGUCGACAUGGGCACGAGCGAUCCCGACCCGGGCUUCGUACCAGACGGCGCGAAAUGUGGAGACGAUAAAAUGUGCAUGAAACAUAGAUGCGUUUCAAUAGCGGAAGUGACGUCAGAGAUCGCUCGGAAAGAAACAUCCGUCUGUCCGUCCAACUGUUCGGGCCAUGGAGUGUGUAACUCAGAAGGACAUUGUCACUGCGACUCGGGAUUCGCCCCUCCACUGUGUGAGCUCCCCGGGCCGGGAGGUUCCGUGGACUCCGGACCAGCCACUGACGCUUCAAUUCAACGGAACUUCAUGGUCGCUAUGUACAUAAUCUUCCUGGGCAUCCUGCCGUCCGUGCUGCUGGUGAUGCUGCUCAUGUACUACUCGCGUCACAACGUGCUGCUGUGCUGGAAGAAACCCAAAAAAUCUGUACAAUCGCCAAAGAAGAACAGCUUGCAGCGUCGCCUGUCGCGAAGUGCGACGAAAUUUGCUGCAAAUUUCCAAAAUAAUUCACAAAACAACGCCCAGCCCGUCAACGUUCAUACUCUGUCGAACUCUGACGACAUGAGCUCCAGCCUCCUCAGAAGUGAUUCCGAUCAUAGCCCUUCAGGCAACAUAAACCCCUCGGUAAAUUUCUUCGGAAACUUCAAAGGAUUCUCACUCACCCCGAUGGAUAAGAACUCACAAAACGAAACUGAUGUCAAAGAUAAAAAAGAUAAUGUACAGAAAAGCGCCAAAAUCACACCCGUGCAUCGAAGCGGUAGCAACAGUCAGAAUAUAGCACAGGGAUCGAAGCCAAUACUGAGAUCAGCACCACCGCUGCCUGUGGUUCCGAACACGGCUAAACUAAGCCCGAAAACAAGCCCAUCUAUCAAAAGAACGAACAGCUCCGUUCAGAAUCGCAUUAAAGCUUUCAUGGGAACGGAAAAGGCUGAAGAAAUACCCGUGAACACAGCUCCGAGACCGACAAUAUCUAGUCCCAUUCUGGAAGCAUCGACGUGUACAGCGAAAGAACUCAUCUCUCCUCUCCAGGGUUCCAAAACCUUGGGUCCUGUCCGCGCCGCUCCUACCGUUCCUAACUUCUCUCCGGACUUACCGAAGAGGCCGUUAAGCAUGCACUCAGCGGGAAAUGUACCACAGAAACCACUGCCGGAAGAACCGAAGAAAGUUAAAGAAGGCAUAUCUCUCAAUAGGAUUGCGUCGUUCCUGAAACAAGAUAAACCAAAAGAAAAAGAUAGGAACCCUGUGGAGAGAAGCCAUUCGCUACCCAAAAAUGGUAACAACCAAUUAAAAGUCAAAACCGGUGAUAAAGUCGCACUGCGCAAUUUGCAAAUAUCUGGUCCUAUUUUGCAAAAGGAAAUAGAAUUACCUGUUACUACUGUCCCAGUCGUUUCGGAUUCAGAAGAAGCCGACGAUUCGAAGGCCUUCGUAAACAGAGCGCAGAGUAUGCGAGCACCUGCCAGCCAAAAGCCAGUCCUACAAAGCUUUGCAUCGAUGAGACAAGCGCCAGGUGUACCGCGGCCCUUAUCGUGUGUGGGAAGACCAACAGCGCCCCCUCCCCCGUUACCAUCACAACCGAAAAACGAAGAACAAUCCAUUUACCAAAAUCCGAAAGUGCAAAAUGACAUAAAAUCGACUGAUUAUGUUGAUUGCAUAGAGGAAAAACAGGUCCCAUUGGCGCACAUCGAUGAAGAAUCUGGGGACAAUAUUUACGCUAUCAUAGAAGAAAGUCCCGAAAAGCAUUUCAAACCGAUGCCGGGACGUCCUCCUAAAUCUACACAGGCGCCGUUCGAAGAAUACAAUGUACCAAAACCUAUUACUUCCAAUUCGGGAAGCUCUGAAAGUUUAGGUCUACUCGGAGAAAUUGUCAAUGAAAUACAAAACCGCAAUUUCGACUCCAUUUACUGCACAAAUUCUUUGGCGAGAAUGAAAGAUAAGAACAAAAGUACGGAUAGUAACAGAGAUAGCACGUACAUGAACACAGACUAUAAAAGCCCGGAGAGCGUUUACAGCAACUCUGAGACAAAAUCUAGUGCGGCCUCCACGACUAGCAGCGGCUACCUUCACCCGUCCGCCGUGAACGUACCGACUUACAUGCAAAAAGACAGCGAUGAACUAGAAAUUGAAAAGCCUCCGUCCCCCACAUUAAAAACUAAUUCGAAAAUACCUACGUUUACCAGACAAGUCACCCCGCCGGGGCUAAGAACUUUCAAAACUAUACCGCAAUCACCGAAGACGACAACGAGGAGUAAUCUCAAAACGAUUCCGAACAGUCCCGACCUGGUAUCGAGCUGUGCUGUUCCCGAAACACAGAAUGCUAAAGCUCCGGAUGUUAUAAACAAUAAUAAAACAGAACCACCUAAAUUAGCGACUAAACCGAAUACGACCAAAACGACCGAUAACCGACCCCCACUCAAACCGGUUCCGUCGGAGAAGAAACCUAACGUCAAACCAACACCGGUCCCAAAAACUAAUUCUGCCUUAAGUAUGAACAAAACAGAUAAAAAUCCUCCCCUCAACAGAACUACUUCUAAGACAGACUCCAACGUUAAGGCGAUAGCUGACAGUUUGAACAAAAAUCGACCAAAAAUUGUCCCAAAGCCUAACAACAUACAGAAGACUGAAGCUGUGAAAACAAACGCUACCAAAUUAUCAGCGAAACCGUCAAACGUUGCAAGUUUGCAGCAGAAAUUUGAAAACAGGAAGUCAUUAGGAAAAGAAAUAAGUGUCAAAAAAUAAUUACACAAAUAUAUUUAAUGAAGACAGAUCUCCUUAAGCAUCAUCUCCUGUACCGGUUAAGUGAUAUCUAAUGCAAAAUCUUUGUUUUGGUAGUAGAAAUUGUGCUUUUGUAACAAAAAAAUUAAUACAUACACAUAGGUUAGUUAGGUAGAGAAAGACUUACUCGUAAAACUAUGAAUAAAUCACAGAAAGACGGCAGCUUACACCGAAACAGGUAAAAUUUAGUAAAACAACAGACAAAUAGAAACAUGAUAAGGCUGUUUUGUGAUUUUGUACAAUGAAUCUCUGGUAAAUAAGUUGAAGUAACAAAGCGUGCUAUGUCGUCAACAAAUCUAACAGAUUAAAAAAUAUAUCUAGUCCAGUUAAUUUUAGAUGAUCAUCAAUAAUUAAUUAUAUUUAAGCGAUAACAAAAUUUCAAUUCGCAUGUGACAAUACGAUAACUUUGAUUUAUUUUCUUUUCGGCUAUGUGAUACAUUUUUCAGAGUACAUAAUGAAGAGAUUUUUUUUUUUUUUGGUAUCUAUCAGAUUGUGUGUUUGUAUUUUUAUAUGGAAUGACAUUUACUAUGUAGGUUAAAUAUAAAUGUAUAUAAUUACUUGUGAGUAUAUAAAAGUAAGGUUUAUUUGUAGGCUCAUGUAAAUAUUAUUGAUUAUUUUCAUUAGUUUUAAUUCAAUGAAGUGUCUUAAUGGUAAAUAGAAUAAAUUGAUUGGUAUUUUUAUAAAAAUGUUUAAGCAUUUGUAUAGAUAUAAACGAGUGUUGUAAGUUAAAUGUAUAAUUUUUCAUGAUAUUGUAAUGAUUCAGGAUUCCGUUAUUGGUGCUAAAUGAGUAUGUUUGUCUGUAGCUUACAUUAUAUCGAGAAGAAAUAGAAGCAUUGCAUGACGUUUGUAGAAAAAAAAAAACACAAUUCUAAAUUCAAACCUUUUUUUCAGUCAUUUAUUAUAUAUAGUAAUCAAUUGAUGUAAACAAUUUCUAUUGCUUUUUUCAUAUGGCAAAUUAAUAAAAAUAAGUACAAUUUUGAUUUAUAAUUAAGAAGAUACUAAAAAUAUCGAAAUAUCUUUAGAAUGAAUUGGUAUAAAACAUUGAAACGUCUUGUUAUGCUUCAUUUUACGCAAUAAUACAUAUAUGCUAUACGUCCAAUACCACUGCCAGCCGGUAAGAAUCGUGGUGCUUCGCAGCAAUACUUGUUGUAUAUGAGAGUCGUUUAAUUUAGAGUUUAUCAAACUUGGUUACUUUACACACUAGCACUUUAAAUACUACAACCUCAACUUUGACGCGUAAACUAUGAACGUCACAUUAAGAAGCUGAUGUGUAAAGUCACUAACGCGUCAAAUGCAUUUUACUAUUUAGCCAUUUUUACAUACACACGUAUAUUAUAAUUAACUGUUGUAUUUUAAAAUUCUCAGGUAAUUUUUCCUAGCUGUCCAUACAUAUUUUGUAUGUCUACAGAAAUGUAGAAUGUUAACCGCCUUUUUAAAUAUUUUGUGAUCACAGAUAAUAUAACAUAGAUUUUUUUAUUGGCACUAUUAGUGAUAUUUAUGCUACUUGUUAAUAGAUACAACUAUUUUUAGAUUUAAAAAUGACAGAAGGUGAGUAUGAUGGUUAUUUGUAGUCCAUUAAAUCUGGUUACCGUGUAAAUUAUGAAUGAUCAUUUCCGGCUAAGAAGUAAUUGUCCAAUUUUGUGAUAAUGUGGAUUUUAUAAAGUACAUCGAAAAAUCUGUAAAUUCGACCAAAGAAUUUUGAGGUAGUUUUUGAAUGAAGUAAAGGAAAGACACGAAUAAGAUAUUUUUUUAAUGAUUUCGUCGAGAUUAUAGACAAAAUUAUAUGCACUGAUGUAAUAAGAAUACUUUUAAUUUAUUUAGUUAACUAAAGCUUAUCGAGUAAAGUGGAGUUUAUUAUUUUAUGUAAAAUAAAUGAGAUUUGCUGAUUU